CUCUGUCAACAUUUCCGAUCACUGCAUAUUUUCUUCGACUUAAACAUCAGCCUAAGUUUGUUGCGAAUAAGUAGGAGUCAUUCGACAUGUAUUGCAGCAGUAGAUGUGAUAGAUUACAGUCCUAGGUCUCCUUGCUCAUAUGAAGAAUUAAGAUCUAAAUGCAGACAGGCGCUGUAUUGAUUUCCUUCCUUAUUUCUUUGAAGGAAAAACGGAACUUCAUUAUUUAUCUAACAAAGGACACAAUCUGCCCCAGAGUGUUUGUGGUGGCAGAAAUACAUGGUAGCCUCUCUUAAGGACAUGAUUACACAGUACCCUACACCGAUGUGUGGUCUUUUGAUUCCUUUCCUUCUCAUCCUGAUCCAAGUGUCAUCCUGCACCGUUACAGUCACUGGCUACAUUGGGCAGGAUGUCACUCUGCCCUGCAGCUACGACGUCCAAGCUAACGGAGUCGUCAAUUUCUGCUGGGGACACGGGCAGGUGCCCCGGUCCAAAUGUAGCAACACGGUCCUCUCGUCGGAUAAUGGGGAUGUGACUUUCAGAGAGUCCCCCAGGUACCAGCUGCUGAGCCAGGUCAUGCAGGGCGACGUUUCCUUGACCAUUGUUAAAGCUCAGAAAACAGAUUCUGGGGUCUACGGCUGCAGGGUGGAGAUUCCUGGCUGGUUCAACGACCAAAAGAUCAACGUACACCUGAUUAUGGAAGAAGCUCCUAUGGAAGAACUUGACGUCCAAAGCACAACAGAGACUGUCACUGUGACAGUAAGCAAAGGCUCAAAAAUACCAAAAAUUCAGAGUGCAACAAGUCAGGUUAAUUUUUCACUGCAUGAAAAUUUCAAAGCCCUCUUAGAAGCAGAGAACAUUGGGAGGAUUGCAGCUAUUUUCUUCCUCACCAUAAUCCUAAUCCUCAUCCUCAUCAUCAGGAGGAAGGUCCUCAUGGGGAGGACGACACCUCAGAGGCUCAACGCCAAGACAGCUGAAAAUAUUUACGAGACCAUCCCUAUGACUAAAUGAUCGCCAGGAAACAGAUACAACAGGUUUCUACUAACCUUAAAGCAUGUUUAAUUUAUCAAUUUAUCAGCUACAGUAAAUUAAAUGAAAAACGUUUCUCAGUAGUAAACAGUAAUCUCAUUAAAAUAGCGUACGAUGUCUAACCAGUGAUUCCCAGAUAAAUGUUGAUCCCUAAAGUUAAUUAAUCUGCUUGAAUUUAUUUGUGACUGACGUGAAAAGAUUGUGAUGGCUUACAGUUGUGGGCACAGUGCCACCUACUGGACAAACCGCAUAAUGUUAUAAACAAUGAAAUGACGGGACAAGUGAUGCGCUUUUACUUCGUCUCGUCCUUGUUUCUUCUUUGUUUACGUAUUAAAACAAUGACUUCUUGAAUUAUAUCAGUGGGACUGCGUGUUAAUUUUUUUUGAAUAAACAAUGGCGUAACUCGAAUUAACUGCACAUAGCAAAAUGUAAUAAUUGAAAUAUUUAUUUAGUAUGUGUGGUUCAAAGACUGUAAAUUAUCAGGAAACUUAUUUUGUCUGUGGACUUUUGAUUAGUGGCUUGGUUUUUAACCUUUGCUGUAUUUUUGCUUUAGAGGAAUAGAAAUGAUGUUUCAUCGCAUGGCUCUCCGUGAGAAAACAGGAUUCAGAAACGGCGUUGGAGUAAGCACACAUUUGUAAAAGAGGAAGCUGUUGCUGGCUGCUGAAUAGUUUUGUCCACAUUCUAAGAAGUCCUUGGCUCAUUAUGUGGCCACGCUGUGUUUUUAACACUGUUUGUAAUUAACAGUAACAACUUGUUAAAUUGAAUAAAGUUUUGUCUUUGUAAACUUGGA
Poecilia reticulata (guppy) is the source of this 1816-nucleotide messenger RNA. NCBI's taxonomy places the organism in Eukaryota, Metazoa, Chordata, Actinopteri, Cyprinodontiformes, Poeciliidae. The record is from RefSeq and is a predicted model, not a curated record.